Molecule: messenger RNA, 2328 nt
Organism: Leptosia nina
Lineage: Eukaryota; Metazoa; Arthropoda; Insecta; Lepidoptera; Pieridae
Source: the annotation of a GenBank genome assembly
AUGAGUGUUCAUAUAAUUUUGAAGAAUGCCCAUCCAGGCGCCGCAUUGGACGGACUACCUCAAUUGUCCAGUGUGCUUCCGAGAGUUUGGAAGCACUGCCCUUUUGAUCAGACAGUCAUACAAUCGGAACCAGAGGAAUUGGCUGUGAAUACGGCACUGCUACAAUUGGCUGGCUACACACCUCCAUUGCAACCCUUCCACCCACCAUGCAUCCAAGCUUUAUCUGAAAGCGACCAACGUGCCUACGACGUCAUAGUCAGAUGCCUUGAACACUUAGCAAUCUAUUUGAAGCUCUGUGCAAACAACAGCGUCGGGAACCGUCUGUCGCGGCCGAUGCAACGGAAACUGGUGACACUGCUGCAGUGCGCCAUCACAGAUGAAGAGGGCAGAGGGAGAGCGGCCCGUGCAGCGAGAUCGCUCGGCGAAAGAUCGGUCACGGAGCUUAUAUUACAGCAUCAGAAUCCUCAGCAGCUGAGUGCGAAUUUGUGGGCGGCGGUGCGCGCCCGUGGCUGCCAGUUCCUAGGUCCAGCGAUGCAGGAGGAGGUCCUCAAGCUAGUCCUUUUGGCACUUGAAGAUGGCUCCGCGUUGUCGAGAAAGGUGUUGGUUAUGUUCGUCGUGCAAAGACUGGAGGGAGACUUUCCACAGGCGUCCAAGACGAGUAUAGGCCACGUUGUUCAACUGUUGUACAGAGCUUCUUGCUUCAAGGUAUCGAAACGCGAAUGUGAUUCGUCCCUGAUGCAACUGAAAGAGGAGUUUCGGACCUACGAGUCAUUGCGGCGCGAGCACGACGCACAGAUAGUACAAAUAGCUACGGAGGCGGGCUUGAGGAUCGCCCCCGACCAAUGGAGUGCCUUACUGUAUGGGGACACCGCGCAUAAGUCCCACAUGCAGAGUAUCAUAGACAAGCUGCAGACGCCGCAGUCGUUUGCGCAAUCGGUUCAAGAGCUGUUCAUCGCGUUGCAGAGGUCCGGAGACCCGGCCCAGCUGGUCGUCAUGAGCAUGCCCCUAGAUAGGCUUGCCAAUAUUGAUCCGAGCCCCGACGCUAAGAGUCCUUCAUGGCAAAUGCUAGCGGAAAUAUUGACGGCCGUUAAAGACGUUGUUUCCGGCCUUGUAAGCUAUCUACAGCAGCAAACGACAGCGCGUGACUCGAACCACAAUCAGAAGCAUAUAAUCCUGGAUAAAUCGUCGGAAACAAGUACAAGUCAGCCGUCUCCUCAGGGUGGUAUGUCAUCACCGCAACAAACUGAAGUGGCUUUUUGCCGGGAAUCGAAUACGAGGGCCGGCUGUCCUCGCGGCAGCGGUUGUACAUUUUUCCACGUGGAAGACGACAUGGAAAGGUACAAGGCACUCUACCCACCCCCCACUUACUCAGUAAGGUACAGGGCAGUCCAGAACCCGGGCAAUAACAAUGGGAACGUGCAGUUCGUUGGACCGCAGGCAAUGCCUCAGAUUUCAAUCCGGCUUUUUCCGAGCGUUCAAGACCAAAACGCGCAAUUGCAACCAUCACGAAUGCAGAGGCCUGUCUCUUUGCCCUCAAAUGAGAUCUACAACGAUGGCCGACGCAUCUACGCGGCGGGCCUGCCGAGGCGUGGACCUGUCAACUAUCAUGAUGCUGGCCAUGGCACUGAGGGUACAUCAAGUGUCUAUGGAUCGGGAAUCGUGCCGAGCCCUCAAUUGCCGAUGCCUAAUCACAAUAACUUGAUAAUGCCGGUGCCGGACAGGCCGUUCUACGGCAACUAUGCCGGCCUCUUGACUGUGGUCACAGAUGACAACCCGAAUAUUUACCAGGGGCAGGAGUACAUUAACCACAUGUACCAGGCUCCCAACUCGUCAGGACAUAUCACCAAUUAUCAGGAGGCUCCCAUCCAACAGACGAUUCAGUCGAAUGUGUACAUACCGGUGUCUGAUGCGACGUACACCUUUGAUAAUAACAUGGCUUUACCAGCUGGAUAUCGCAGCCCCCCCGGAUUCCCUCCACUGGAGCGUCGUAUGGACUCAGCUUGGUGCAACACCUCGCCCUUCAAUUACAAUCAAAUGAGCGAUGUUUUGCCACCCAUUUCAUCGCCACAGGAAUCUAACUAUAACUUCAGCAAUGUGCGCGACGCUCUGCCUAUUAUAGGCGGCACUGCUCCGCGAACUGAAAACGCGUACCACAUGCCGAGUGACAGGCGUGUAGUUGGCGCUGACAGGGGCUUCCCCGUGGGAGACCGUACGAAUGCUCCUCAGCAGUACCCAGUUGACCCAGCAGUAGCGGCUGAUGAGCAUAAGCUGGAAGAAGGACUGAUGGCGCUUGAACGCCGUAUCGACACCGAGUUUAAAAUAACAUAA